This is a messenger RNA of Gallus gallus (chicken), 1720 nucleotides long. RefSeq names its product CUGBP Elav-like family member 5 (gene CELF5). The transcript has 15 exons. The coding region runs from base 36 to 1538 and encodes 500 amino acids. The record is from RefSeq and is a predicted model, not a curated record. Gene Ontology annotation, biological process: mRNA splice site recognition; regulation of DNA-templated transcription; regulation of alternative mRNA splicing, via spliceosome. Gene Ontology annotation, cellular component: ribonucleoprotein complex; nucleus; cytoplasm. NCBI's taxonomy places the organism in Eukaryota, Metazoa, Chordata, Aves, Galliformes, Phasianidae. Gene Ontology annotation, molecular function: mRNA binding; DNA binding.
GGGGCGCUGCGCGGUUCUCCUCACAGCCCGUCGCGAUGCCGAAGGUCGAGGAGCUGGCGGCAGCGAGCGGCCCGGGGAGCAGCCCGGAGGAAGAAGAGGAAGAGGGAAAGAAAAGGAAGAAAGAAAUGCCUUCAAAGUCAGAGAAAAGGCCGAAAACAGAGGCCAGGCCUUCGAGAGUGGCAGCAAAGCCUCAGGGACGAGACAGCGAAGAAGGGGGCAUGUUCCAGAUUGGGAAGAUGCGCUACGUCCGAGUGUCCUGCUUCAAGGGGAAGGUCCUGGUGGACAUCAGGGAGUUCUAUAUGGACAAGGAGGGGGACAUGAAGCCAGGGAGGAAAGGUUGUGCAUUCCUCACGUACUGUGCCAGAGACUCCGCCAUCAAAGCCCAGACAGCCCUGCAUGAACAGAAGACUUUGCCAGGGAUGGCGCGCCCGAUUCAGGUGAAACCCGCGGACAGCGAGAGCCGUGGAGGUAGGGACAGGAAGCUCUUUGUGGGCAUGUUAAAUAAGCAGCAGUCUGAGGAUGACGUGCUCCGGCUCUUUGAACCGUUUGGGGUCAUUGAUGAAUGUACGGUGCUGCGCGGACCUGAUGGGAACAGCAAAGGCUGUGCUUUUGUAAAGUUCUCAUCUCACACAGAGGCUCAGGCAGCAAUCCACGCACUCCACGGCAGCCAGACAAUGCCCGGCGCUUCCUCCAGUCUAGUGGUGAAGUUUGCUGACACAGAUAAGGAGAGGACCCUCCGGCGUAUGCAGCAAAUGGUGGGGCAGCUGGGGAUAUUCACUCCAUCUCUCACCUUGCCGUUCAGCCCAUACAGCGCCUAUGCGCAGGCUCUGAUGCAGCAGCAGACGACCGUCCUGUCCACCUCCCACGGCAGCUACCUGAGCCCCGGCGUCGCCUUCUCUCCGUGCCACAUCCAGCAGAUCGGGGCUGUCAGUCUGAACGGGCUGCCGGCAGCGCCCAUCGCACAGACGUCAGGGCUGCACUCACCGCCUCUGCUGGGAACGACGGCCAUGCCGGGCCUGGUGGCUCCCAUCUCCAACGGCUUCACUGGCGUGGUGCCCUUUCCCAACGGCCACCCGGCCUUGGAAACGGUGUACACCAACGGCUUCGUGCCGUAUUCAGCCCAGAGCCCUUCGGUAGCGGAGACUCUGCACCCGGCCUUCAGCGGCGUCCAGCAGUACGCAGCUGUGUAUCCAACCACCUCCAUCACCCCCAUCGCGCAGAGCAUCCCGCAGCCGCCGCCCGUCCUGCAGCAGCAGCAGCGCGAAGGUCCUGAAGGCUGCAACCUCUUCAUCUACCAUCUCCCUCAGGAGUUUGGAGACAAUGAGUUGAUGCAGAUGUUCCUUCCCUUCGGCAAUAUCAUCUCCUCCAAGGUGUUCAUGGACCGUGCCACCAACCAGAGCAAGUGUUUUGGUUUUGUAAGCUUCGACAACCCGUCCAGUGCACAAACUGCCAUCCAGGCCAUGAAUGGCUUCCAGAUUGGCAUGAAACGUUUGAAGGUCCAAUUGAAACGACCCAAGGAUGCCAACCAUCCCUACUGACAGCAGCAAGCAAGCGAGAGUCACUUCUGCAGCACAGUGACUCGCAGGACCAAACUUUCCCAUUCGGACUCCUUGCCAGAGGGGUUGGAAGCGAAGGGUUGACCUCUGCAGCGGUGCCUCCUCAGCGGGCGCUGCAAACGGACCUGAACAUUUUGAGAGGAUGCCUGGAUGGACAGAGGGCG